Molecule: messenger RNA, 1284 nt
Organism: Cordyceps fumosorosea ARSEF 2679
Lineage: Eukaryota; Fungi; Ascomycota; Sordariomycetes; Hypocreales; Cordycipitaceae
Exons: 2
Coding region: 1-1284 (427 amino acids)
Source: RefSeq, a predicted model, not a curated record
AUGAGCGGCCAAGGCGACAAAGGUUCGGAAAGCCUGUCGGGCUCCGCGACGAGCGCGACGACAUCGCACGUCAAGGCCAGCAGCGCCUCUGUGACCGCCACAUCCGCCGCGAGCAGCACUGGCAGCCUUUCCAGCAUCGGGUCGGGCAGCAUCAUGAGUCCGCACAUUCAAUUCAAAGCCGAGUCUCUCCAGGUUUACGAGGCCAAGACCCAGCCGCCCGACGAUACCACCACCGUCAUCAUACCCUUUUACUUGGCUGCAGACAGCGUCAUCGUCGACAGCAUUACGUGGUACUGGGAUAGUAAACCUAACACCGAUCUGCUCGCGAUAGGAGAUCGGGUGUAUACCGCCACCAGGGGCUUCCUUUUCCAGCAACCUACGUUUGGCAAGAGUAGGGAAAUCCACGGCGACAUCGAUGCCAUCAUCAACAACCACUCUUACGCCCUCGGAUAUCCCCUGGUCUUCGGGAUCGAGUGGACCGCGGGCAGCCAGAAGGGAAUAACCUACUCGCCCGCCUUCUCCAUCGUCAAGGACGACGGUGCCGUUGAAAAGGCCCGAGAACUACUCGCAACUUCAAAGUACGUCGAUGGCAUCGAGAGGAAUGACAAGGACGGCAGCGAAAUCACCGGAACCCGCCAGUCUGCUUCCGCUACCUCCAUCAGCGCUUCCAAUACCGCUAGCACGACCAUCAGCGCGGCCACUCCGGACCCUUCAACCGGUCUCAACACCAGCGGCAGCAAAAGCGUCGGCCAAGGCGGCCGGGGUCUGAGCACCGGCGCAGUUGCCGGCAUCGCAGUCGGCGUCGGCCUCGCCGCGCUGCUGGCCGCCGCGCUCGCCGUCUUCUUCUUCCUGCGUCGCCGCCGUCGCCGCCGCCAGGCCCCAGCCUCGUCCGCCUCCGACAGCGCCGCGGCGCUCGAGCUCGAGCAGAAGCGCGCCGAGAUGGAGAACCUGCGCGCCUCCGGCGGCGACGCCAACGGAGCCGCCGCCACCGCCGCCGACGCCGACGCGCCGUAUCGCGACGACACCACCACCACCACCACCAACAACAACAACAACACGGCCGCCGCCGCGUCCAGCCAGCACGAGCGCCGCCGGAGCAGUGCCGCCGCCGCGAAGCAGCUGCCCGCCACGCCGCCGUCGAGGAGCAGCAGCGAGGUCCGCGCGCAGGGCGUGUCGCGCCACCUGGUCGAGGAGGGCAUGACGGACGCCGAGAUCCGCCGGCUGGAGGCCGAGGAGGCGCACCUGGACGACGAGAUUCAGCGUGCGAGCGCGGCGAGGCGUUGA